CCAAGACGACCUAAGAUAGGAGCAAAACAUCUGAGCCCUAUUCUCCCCCUUUCCUCUCCCCACAGUCUUUCAAAUUGUCCCUUAAUACCCAUGCAAAGCUUCUAAGCCUCUCUUCACCCUGCCCUAAACCCACCAAUCCUGUCCUCUCAAUUUCAUAACCCCGUAAAACCCCACCAAAAACCCUCAAAUUUUCGUACUCUUUCCUCCCCUCUUUUUCAAUCCCUUUUCCGCCUUUCUUCAAUUAAAUUCGGAAUGGCUGACGCAUCAGAAGAUGCCAAGGACAUAGAGAAGCUAUACGAGUACGGGGAGCGGCUCAACGAGGCCAAGGACAAAUCCCAGAAUGUUGAGGAUUACCGGGGGAUUAUUGCUGCGGCGAAAGGGAGUAUAAAGGCGAAGCAAUUGGCGGCUCAGCUGAUUCCGCGGUUCUUCAAGUUUUUCCCGGACCUUUCGGACGCUGCCGUGGAUUCGCAUCUGGAUUUGUGCGAGGAAGAAGAGCUUGGGGUUCGAGUACAAGCAAUUCGUGGACUUCCCCUUUUUUGCAAGGAUACUCCAGAAUAUGUUUCCAAAAUUGUGGACAUUCUUGCGCAACUACUUACAGCUGAAGAAAACGUGGAGCGUGAUGCGGUGCAUAAGGCUCUUCUGUCAUUGUUGAGGCAGGAUGUGAAAGCUUCUUUGACAGGCUUAUUUAAGCACAUCAUGACUGUUGAUGAUCCAAGCACAGAUGAAAACCUUCGUGAGAAGGUUCUAAAUUUUAUUAGAGAUAAAGUUUUUCCUCUUAAAGCUGAACUCUUGAAGCCUCAGGAACAAAUGGAACGGCAUAUAACGAAUUUGAUUAAAAAAAGCCUAGAAGAUGUAACUGGAGCAGAAUUUAAAAUGUUCAUGGAUUUCUUAAGAAGUUUGACUCUAUUUGGGGAGAAAGCUCCACCUGAGCGUGUCCAAGAACUCAUUGAAAUUAUUGAAGGGCAGGCUGAUCUAGAUGCUCAGUUCAAUGUUUCAGAUGGGGAUCAUAUUGAUAGACUGAUAUCAUGCCUGUACAUGGCUCUUCCUUUUUUUGUGAGGGGUGCAUCAAACAGCAAGUUUCUCAACUAUUUAAACAAACACAUAAUACCUGUUUUUGAUAAGCUUCCAGAAGAGCGAAAACUAGAUUUGCUGAAAAACCUUGCAGAGAGUUCACCUUAUUCAGCACCACAGGAUUCACGCCAGAUUCUUCCAUCCGUUGUUCAGCUCUUGAAGAAGUACAUGCCUCGAAGAAAGACGGGAGAGGAGACGAAUUUCACUUAUGUUGAGUGUCUGUUGUACACAUUUCACCAUUUAGCUUAUAAGGCUCCUAAUGCCACAAAUAGUUUAUGUGGUUACAAGAUAGUGACUGGUCAACCAUCAGAUAGGCUCGGGGAGGACUUCUCAGAAUAUUACAAGGACUUCACUGAGAGGUUGACUCAUGUGGAAGAGCUAGCUAGGGCUACUAUGAAGAAGUUAACUCAGGGAAUGGCUGAGCACAAUAAAGCAAUGGCUGCUGCUAAAUCUGAUGAAGCAAAGGAUAACAUUAAAACCCAAAAGCAGAAUACUACAACUGGUUUGAGAACCUGCAAUAACAUUCUGGCUAUGACACAGCCAUUGCAUUCAAAAUCACCUUCAUUUAUUGGGGAUAAGAGGAUCAACCUCUCUUGGAAGGAAGCAACAAAACCUUCUGUGCCUUCAACUGCAAUGGCAGCUGGAGGAAAACGACCUGCAAGUACUACGAAUGGUGCCAGCAAUGCUGCAGCAAAAAAGGGCCGUGGAGCUGGUGGUUUGCAAAACCAGCUAGUUAACAGGGCAUUGGAAGGUUUAUCCCAUGGUGGAAGAAGUGGUAUAAGGGGCAGAGGCAGAGGGUGGGGAGGGCGUGGGCGAGGAAGGAGCCACUGGUAGCUUUGAUUCCCAUCCAAAUUGUGUAACAGAACCAUCUGAACGAUGGAGUUAGUAUGAAUCAGAAGGAUAUGAACAAGAGUCAUUGAUGUAUUAAAUCUCUCUUCUAUUGGAACAAUUUUUUUAUUUAUAUAGGGGCAGCCAAUGAGUUUUUAGAUUCACUGAGGACCAACACUGGAUAGAGUUCCUCAGGAGCUGUUCUACUUUGCCAAGCUCCAUAUGACUUGAGGCCUUGGUUUCUCAAUCCUUUCUAAUUUUGCCUACUAGAACCAAUGUUGUUUAGAAAAUUUGCACAUGGCUGUUGUUAAAAAUCUUUGAAUGCUUGCUUUUUGCAUGUACAUUUGUGUGAAAGUGGAUAAAUGUAGCUUUAAGAGCUAGAUUCUUCAAA
Vitis riparia (riverbank grape) is the source of this 2290-nucleotide messenger RNA. RefSeq names its product apoptosis inhibitor 5-like protein API5. The coding region runs from base 253 to 1905 and encodes 550 amino acids. The transcript has 16 exons. Lineage: Eukaryota; Viridiplantae; Streptophyta; Magnoliopsida; Vitales; Vitaceae. The record is from RefSeq and is a predicted model, not a curated record. Gene Ontology annotation, cellular component: nucleus. Gene Ontology annotation, biological process: regulation of programmed cell death. Gene Ontology annotation, molecular function: mRNA binding.